GGUACGGCCGUGCCAGAGUCGUCUGAGUGCCGAGUUAGUGUGGUCGAGCUGCAAGUAGGACUACGUGAGGACUUCUUCUGCUCGGUUGAAUCGCAGAAUGAACUGAAGUGGAGGCAGAAACAAUAGCGGCACCAGCGGCCACACGCUUGAUGACUUCGGCAAACGUUUCCCCGAGUGGCAAGGAAACCCCUGCGUCCGAAGUAACGAGCAGCAGUGCAGUGUUAAAGUGAAAGAGAAACGCCCGCGAACAGGGCGAGCAAACGGAGCCUAAAAAGGAUCACAACCGAUAAGGAAGAAUCGAAGCGUUACGAGUGAUAAGAGUGAAAAGUGAAAGUGCUACAAAGUUCCCACGAGCCACUGCUGCAUGCGUGUGUUAGUUGGGUGUGUUAGUGUGUGUGUGAUUAAUUAAAAGCUUCUGCUGCGUUCGACGACGAUCGUGACACCAACGGGUGUGGUGUGUGUGUGUUGCGUCUGAUGCGAAAUGAUGGCAACCGGGUCGAGCUCAUCGUCGUUUGACUCUUGACGACGGCAGUCCACUCGUACCGGGGACUAGCUGUAUACGGUAGCGGUGGUCAGCACCACCAUCGCUGGGUAUCCCUGUGGCCCUCGGGAACUGGCCCCAAGGGGUUGGGCGAUGGAUUGGCGGUCGUCGAGGUGGUGACGAAGCGAAGACACUGAAGCAGCCGACAGUGUCUGUGCGGUGUCAGUGUAAUCGGUCAGUGGCGUGGUUGGGCAAUGUGCGAUCGACGAUUGCGUUUGUGUGACGCUAGUUAGUGAACCCACUUGGCCUGGGACCUGGGACAAUUGGCCCCCAUAGCCCUCCACCCCUCCCCUCACACUCUGAAACGGAAAAGGGAUUGUCGUACGUGGCGAAGGUUGUUGUAUAGAUUGGAAGAGUGACAGUGGCUUGCUGGUCGAAUGAUCGUGCUGAUCGAGCGGUCGAUCUUAAGGAAGAGCAAUCGAAUGCUUUAAGAGAGUGUGUGUGUAGAUUGCGGUUGUGUGUUGCAUUGUGUGUGUGUGUGUGGGCAAAGCGGUGCCGAGAUUGCCGAGAAGAGAGCGCUUAGUUGUUAUUUUCCGCUCAGCGUCCGGAGCAGAUCGAUCGAACUGAUCUGCCAGUGCACUGGUCGAAAUGAUGGUUAACAGCGUUAAUACGUUAGCGAUGGGGUUUAUAGACACGAACAUUUUCUAGGCGUUGCUGUAUCAACGAUUUGAAACGGACGAUAUGGGCACAGCAUGGCCUCAGCAGUAUCAUUCAUCGAGAGGACAUGCCCGUUCCAACACGCUAGCACACAGCCCGCGCACCGCGACCACUGCUGCCGCAGCACCCUCAACCGCAGCCGCUCCAAGCUGGACCGCAUCGCCCGGGGCGAGUUUAACGAGCGACGAAAAGCAGCCGCACACAGGGCCGGCGCCCUGGCCCGGUGGUCCCCGGUGGCGCGGCGAACAUGGUGGCCAACGCGGAUACGGAUGCGGCGCCGCGGCCUGCCUGCCACGCUGCGGCACCGCUGGAAACGGAGCGGCCGGUCGCCCGCCCGCGAUAGAACGACGCCAGCCGCCCGAGGCCGGUUGCCUUUCCCCGCUGCUGCUGCCACCACCGCCACCCGUCUAUCGAAGCCGUCUUUUUCGAGCCACUUUUUUAUCGCUGCAGCUGCAGCCGGCCCCGUUGCACGCGUUACUGACGUUGCUGCUGCUGCUGCUGCUGCUGCUCGACGACACGCAGUUAACACAGGCCCCGUUCGGCCGCUCCGGCGCGAGCCCGCUCGUGCUCACCCGUGCCGGCCCGGGACUGCCACCGCCGCCGCCGCUCCCCUCCCUUCCACUGUCACCAGCGCCCGCGCGUCAGCGAAGCGGUCGGCGGCGAUCGCCCGCAAACCCACUAAGUGUAAACAAUUUAACCAUGAAUGCUUCCAAUCAAAGAACACUGAAGACCUACGUACGUUUGAUAAGAGUAAUAAUUUUGAUAACGAAUACCAUAAUCAUAAGACUAGCGAGUCCGGCGGCGCUUUGCGGCGGACGGAGCUGCUGCCCCUGCUGCUGGUGCGCCUUCUGCUGGCCAGUCUGCUGUCGCUCGCCUCGCCCUGGACGUGGAUCGGUGCGGCCGGCCAGCGCACUCUCGAACCGCCCGGCAACGGCGCCGCCAGCGUCACGGCCUUCCAUUCGUCGUCGUCGUCGUCGUCGUCCGCGAACGAGCCCCGGUCCGGUGGCCGAGCGCAACCAUCACCACCAGCAGCAGCCCAGUGGGCCGCAGCAGCAGCAGCAGCAGCACCGGGCUGUACCGCCAGCACGCCCACACCGUACCGACGUGGGACGCGAAGAAAAGCACGGCCGCACGAAGCAGCCGGCACCACCCUCCACGAUGGCAAUAGUGAGCGCUGCAUGCGCGGCGGCGAUACGUCGGACGGUAGCCACACUAGCAACACUUGCCGCGGCAGCGUCUACCACGGCGAUAAUAGCGUUAGCGUCAUUGCUGACAAGCAACAACAUUACAACGAACAGCGUCGGCAGCAGCAGCAGCAGCUGCGACCGGAACAGCAAAACCACCAGCACACCCGUACGGCGGGCGGCAAGCGGCGGUGUUACGACGUGCGGAACGCGUUGCGUAUGGUUUUACCAGCUUUGCUCAUUGUUAACAUGUUCACGUUUCUGCAUGGAGGUAAGUGA
Molecule: messenger RNA, 2661 nt
Organism: Anopheles merus
Lineage: Eukaryota; Metazoa; Arthropoda; Insecta; Diptera; Culicidae
Exons: 4
Coding region: 1234-2661 (475 amino acids)
Source: RefSeq, a predicted model, not a curated record